This is a messenger RNA of Botrytis sinoallii, 1452 nucleotides long. RefSeq lists its product as uncharacterized. The coding region runs from base 1 to 1452 and encodes 483 amino acids. The transcript has 4 exons. Lineage: Eukaryota; Fungi; Ascomycota; Leotiomycetes; Helotiales; Sclerotiniaceae. The record is from RefSeq and is a predicted model, not a curated record.
AUGAGUCCAAUGACCCCUUCAUCCUCAACUCCGGACCAAGAUGCAAACUCAACAACAAGAAUCAAGGAUCUGGGCGACUCAACGAAAUCCAACCAUUCCUGGGCUCUUGUCGCUAAAUGGCUAAAGACUUGUCGAGAACAGCAUGUCUCAUGCUCCGAGAAAGAUGACGGCGACCGUUCUUGGUGUCCGACGCGACUGUUGGAGCUUGGGAAUGAGCCUUCCGGAGAAGAUGUGGUUAAACUAAUAGAAACAGCCUAUGUGAAGCCAGAUGGUGAUUACAUAACCCUUAGUCACUGUUGGGGCAAGGGAACUCUGAUCAGAACACUCCGGGAAAAUUUGCAAGACUUUCUGAUCCAAUUGCCAAGUCUCCCAAAGACAUUCCAAGAUGCAAUUCUAGCUACAAGAAUGCUUGGCGUUCGGUAUAUAUGGAUUGAUAGCUUGUGCAUAAUUCAAGACGAUGCCGAUGACUGGGCAAAGGAGGCAUCUCUUAUGCAUAAAGUGUAUAAGAACGCGAUGUGCAAUCUGUCCGCAAGUGCUUCUAGAAAUAGUUACGAGGGUUUGUUCCGGCCUAGAGCUCCUCGUUUUCUGUCAGAGUUGGAAAUCAAACUGCGAAAUACCGACUACGACGUUAUUGAAGAACAUCUUUUUGAUAGGGAGGUAGAAGAUGCACCGUUACAGCAACGAGCAUGGGUUCUGCAAGAAAGACUCUUAUCACCUCGAAUCAUUCACUUCGGGCAUAGUCAACUUUCGUGGGAAUGCAAUGAGCUUUGCGCUUGUAAACUCUUCCCUGAUGGACUGCCGGAUGACUUGCAUUACAAUGGUAAAUUACAAUUGUCCCGUCUGAUACAAGCUGCAGUGUCGCAAACUGAAUUAUCGAAAUAUAAUGAAGUCAAAUUCAGAAUAUGGGACAACGUGUUACAGAAUUAUUUCAAAAGAAAAUUUACUUUUCAAUCCGAUAUACUCCCUGCGCUAUCAGGAAUGGCCAAGCAUAUUGGAAAUCUGCUCGGUGAUACAUAUCUUGCAGGUAUCUGGAAAAACGACAGCACGAUGUUUCAACUUGCUUGGCACUGUACAGGGGAAUUGAGCUCUCGUCCAGAUUACAGAGCUCCAACAUGGUCUUGGGUAUCAGUGGAUAGCUAUAGUGCGGUGCAGGCUGCGCGUCCAAAAGACUCUGAUCGAAUUGAUAAAUCCGGCAAACACUUCUAUUGCAGAUCUCCCUCGAAAAUUGUUGAUGAACAAAUUUGUUCCGCUGGCGACGACAUAUUCAGUCACGUUAAGGGUGGGUAUAUUACGGUAGAGGGGCCUUUGAACCAUAUUUCUAUACGUUCCAGGAUAGGCUAUCUUGACGAAAUCGAGAUGGAGAUAGAGUUUGAUGUCUUGUUUGAUGUUCCUGAGGAAUUGUAUAUUCUUUAUCUUUAUCACGAUGAUGAGUUGGGUUACUCGCAAGAUUGA